Messenger RNA from Kickxella alabastrina, 1089 nucleotides. RefSeq names its product 5-methylaminomethyl-2-thiouridylate-methyltransferase. The transcript is spliced from 2 exons. Gene Ontology annotation, biological process: tRNA wobble position uridine thiolation. Gene Ontology annotation, cellular component: mitochondrion. Gene Ontology annotation, molecular function: sulfurtransferase activity. Bases 1 to 1089 code for a protein of 362 amino acids. The record is from RefSeq and is a predicted model, not a curated record. NCBI's taxonomy places the organism in Eukaryota, Fungi, Kickxellomycota, Kickxellomycetes, Kickxellales, Kickxellaceae.
AUGUCCGGCGGCGUCGACUCCAGCGUCGCCGCCCACCUCCUCCAAUCCCAAGGCCACAAAGUCACCGGUAUAUUCAUGCGCAAUUGGGACACCCGCGACGAACACGGCCAAUGCCCCUCCGAACGCGACUGGCAAGAUGUCCAACGCGUCUGCCACCGAUUAAACAUUAAAUGUCAUGAGGUUAAUCUCGUCAAGGAGUAUUGGAAUAAUGUGUUUGCUUUAGCCUUGGAUGAGUAUGCUAGGGGGUGGACACCGAAUCCCGAUAUGCUGUGUAAUAGGGAGAUUAAGUUUGGUGUGCUUUUGAAGGAAAUCGAGAGGAGGGUUGGUGGUGGUGCAUGGUUUGCUACGGGACACUAUGCCAGAUCCAUGGUGGUCACCGAAAGAAAGGAGGAGACCGAAGAGGAAAAGGAUGGUGUGGUUUUGUAUAGGGGUGUGGAUCAAAGGAAGGAUCAGAGCUACUAUUUGGCUAAUGUCCUGGGAUCCAGUCUAACCAGGGUGGUGUUUCCCUUGGGCGAUCUGAUCAAGGCCACGGAUGUCCGUGGAAUAGCCAGGGAUGCCGCCCUGCAUACAGCAGAAAAGGAAGAGAGCAUGGGUAUUUGCUUUGUUGGCGAACGGCGGCGCUUUGACCAGUUUUUGGCAGAGUAUCUUCCCCAGAAACACGGCGAUAUCGUUGAUUCACUUGGUCACAAGUUGGGCACGCAUCGGGGAAUGUUUUCAAAAACUAUCGGCCAAUCCGCUGGUAUCCCCGGAUGGCAGGAUAAGUGGUAUGUUUAUGCCAAGGAUAUGGAUCGGAAUAGAAUGUUUGCGGUGCAGGGAAGGGAUAAUCCGCUGUUGUAUUCGAGCAGAGUCACGGCGGGUCCUAUUCAUUGGAUUUCAGGGAGUCCACCACUAGGUUUUGAUGAUGGGCAAAAUAUAAAGUUGGAUGCACAAAUUCGAUACAUGCAAAAGCCACAGAAAUGCACGGUGUCGCGGAAUGAACGUGGCUUUUUGUCCGCCGAAUUUGAGGACGCUCAGUUUGGCGUGGCUGUUGGCCAGUAUCUGGUGUUGUACAAUGGCGACCAUUGUCUCGGAUCCGCCGUGAUACAGUAA